AAUCGAAGGGGAAGAAAAAAAAGGAAACCAAAGACCUGUGUCCGCCCGGGAGGAGAGAACAAUGCUCGCCAGAACCCUCGUCGGCCGCGUCCGCCCCCGCCUCGCGCCUCCCUUGGCGGCCCUCUUCCGCCGCGGAUAUGCGCCCCGCGCCUCAGCCUCCGCGUCCGCCGCGGCCGGCGACCUCGUCAUCGAUGAGGACCCGCCGCGCGUCGCUUCGCUUUCCUCGGCCGCCGCCGCCGUGGAGGCCACUGCGCCCACCGUCCUGCAGCCGCGCGUGCUCAUAUACGACGGCGUCUGCCACCUCUGCCACCGCGGGGUGAAGUGGGUGAUCAGGGCGGACAAGCACGCCAAGAUCAGGUUCUGCUGCGUGCAGUCCAAGGCAGCGGAGCCGUACCUGAGGCUGGUCGGCAUGGACCGGGAGGACGUCCUACGGCGUGUGCUCUUCGUUGAGGGGCCUGAGGCCUACUACGAGGGCUCUACUGCUGCACUGAAGGUUGCAUCAUACCUGCCUCUUCCCUACUCAGUCUUGAGCUCCUUGCUGAUCAUCCCUGCCCCACUGCGGGAUGCAGUCUAUGAUUAUAUUGCAAAGAAUCGCUAUGACUGGUUUGGCAAAGAUGAUGAAUGCAUCGUCACCAAGGACAAGGAGAUUCUCGAGCGCUUCAUCGACAGGGAGGAAAUGCUUGGUGGUGGUCCCAGCAAUAGCAUCUUCUGAUCACAUCUUUGGCUGUGCCGUUGCUCACACUUAACUGUAGGCAAGAGAUGUAAAUAAUGUUCACAUCCAUCUAGGCAAUGUCAGUUAAUUUUCUUGA
Phragmites australis (common reed) is the source of this 809-nucleotide messenger RNA. RefSeq lists its product as uncharacterized. The coding region runs from base 62 to 712 and encodes 216 amino acids. The transcript has 3 exons. Lineage: Eukaryota; Viridiplantae; Streptophyta; Magnoliopsida; Poales; Poaceae. The record is from RefSeq and is a predicted model, not a curated record. Gene Ontology annotation, molecular function: protein-disulfide reductase activity.